Epinephelus moara (kelp grouper) is the source of this 1001-nucleotide messenger RNA. RefSeq names its product sodium/bile acid cotransporter-like. The transcript has 5 exons. NCBI's taxonomy places the organism in Eukaryota, Metazoa, Chordata, Actinopteri, Perciformes, Serranidae. The record is from RefSeq and is a predicted model, not a curated record. Bases 153 to 1001 code for a protein of 282 amino acids. Gene Ontology annotation, cellular component: membrane. Gene Ontology annotation, biological process: bile acid and bile salt transport. Gene Ontology annotation, molecular function: bile acid:sodium symporter activity.
UUCCCUCAAUACUGAAAUGACUACAUUUUUAUAUAUGUAUAAAAGUCUAGAAUCCAUUACUAUAAUACCUUUGCUGGUUAAGUAUUUAAUUUGCUUUGUGUGACAGGUGAAAUCCACAGCACCAUAAACGCAGUGUUUGGAUCAGUGCAACAAUGAAUGUGAAGGAAGUUUUCAAGGGAUUUGCUAACAUCUCCAAUAAUGGAAAUUUCUCUGGCAAUGGAAGUAUGGGGCUCUUUGACAUCUCCCCCGUCAUAAACACACUCGGCAAUAUCUUCACCAUCUUCAUCCUCUUCAUCACCAUGAUAUCCCUCGGCUGUACGAUGGAGAUUUCCAAAAUUAAGUUCCAUCUCUUACGGCCAAAAGAAGUAGCCAUCGCACUGCUGGCCCAGUUCAGCCUCAUGCCCCUGACUGCUUUCUCUCUAGCCAAAAUGUUACAGAUGGAGCCCCUGAAGGCCGUGACUGUGCUGAUCUGCGGCUGCUCUCCAGGGGGAAGCUUAUCAAACAUUUUCUCCCUGGCCUUAAAGGGGGACAUGAACCUCAGCAUCGUGAUGACCACCUGCUCCAGUGUCGUAGCACUGGGUCUGAUGCCUUUGCUGCUCUAUAUCUUCAGCCAAGGCUUCCCCGGUCUGGAAAAUGCUGUACCGUACACCGGCAUCAUCUUUACUCUCGUGUUCUCCCUGGUGCCUUGUGGCAUUGGCAUUGCCAUCAAUCACUACAAACCAAAGUACUCAUCAAUCAUCAAAAAUGCUGGUCUCAGCAUCAUGGGUGUUACCUGCAUCAUAGGGACAAUCCUAUUUAGUGUUGCCUUCAAAGACAUACUGUGGACACCUGAUUUUCUGGUCGUGGUCACACUGAUGCCAAUGAUUGGCUUUACGCUUGGAUAUGGCAUGUCUGUUUUAUGCAGACUCAAUCCACAAUGUUACCAAGUAUUCAAGCCACCAACUGACGAUGGUGCUGACUUUAAAAACGGGACCGAGGAAGAGAUUACUACUAUCAAAUGA